Funneliformis caledonium is the source of this 615-nucleotide messenger RNA. NCBI's taxonomy places the organism in Eukaryota, Fungi, Glomeromycota, Glomeromycetes, Glomerales, Glomeraceae. The record is from the annotation of a GenBank genome assembly.
AUGUAUGAAAUCAUAAAUUAUUAUGUUAUAGAUGCUUUACGUUAUCAGAAGCUUAUAGUCAAAUGUAAUAUCAUAAAUAAUUAUAGAGAAGUCAUUUCAAUAGCAUAUAUAAUUUUAUUCAAUACGCAUUAUUACGCCAUAGAAAAGAAAGUAUGUAAUCUCUCAGGCAUUGAAGCAUGGGCGCAGAAUAUUUUAUUUACUAUGAAAGCUUCUAAGCAGAAAGAAUCUGGGAAAUAUCCGGUAGUAUAUGUUUUCCCUUCAGAGAAAGGUCUUGAGAAUAAACGUCUUAUAAUGGGUUUAGACUUUGUUUUCUUAGUAAAGGCCCAACUAAAACUUCUCAGAAAGAAAAAGGACUAUAUGAAAGAAGUUAAAAGUAGAAUAGAUUCGACUAAUAUCAGCGAAUCUUUUUCAGUAGCAAGUGUAAUUGAAAAUGUUUUAUCCUCAAUAAUAGAUAAGAAUAAGUAUGCUGAAAUAAUUGAUAUUCUGAAUUCUUUUAUUGUGACUCACCCUGAAAAUACUUUUGAUUUACAUAGUAGAAAAUUAACAUUAACUAAAGGUGAAAAAAUGGAAUUUGCUGAUGUGGCGAAGGAAUUGGAAAAGGAACUAGAUUUAUAA